This is a messenger RNA of Aplysia californica (California sea hare), 1204 nucleotides long. Its product is annotated as retinal homeobox protein Rx1. Bases 1 to 840 code for a protein of 279 amino acids. Gene Ontology annotation, molecular function: RNA polymerase II transcription regulatory region sequence-specific DNA binding; DNA-binding transcription factor activity, RNA polymerase II-specific. The record is from RefSeq and is a predicted model, not a curated record. Lineage: Eukaryota; Metazoa; Mollusca; Gastropoda; Aplysiida; Aplysiidae. The transcript is spliced from 6 exons. Gene Ontology annotation, biological process: regulation of transcription by RNA polymerase II.
AUGUUAUCGGAGGAGCAGCGGGUGCCCAGUGAUGACAGAGAGAAAAGAAAAUGUGAGGACUUCACGAGUCUCUACUCCAUGGACACAGGACACAGCCACACGGCCAACGCACAGAGGGCGCUCCCUGAUCACUCAGGCCAAGAGGGUGCCUUCAAGAAGAUCAAGGCCGAAGGUUCGAGUCCGGUGCUAUCCCUGUCCUCUACGUCACUGGGCGGGACUUCCCCGGGAGCAGCUUCCGGUCACACGCCAGGGGCGGGAACUUGUCCCACACCGGCCCGCAGACGACACAGGACUACCUUCACACAGGAGCAAUUGCGAGAACUGGAGGCGGCGUUCGCCAAGUCCCACUACCCAGACAUCUACUGCCGGGAGGAGCUGGCCAGAAUAACCAAACUCAACGAGGCCAGGAUACAGGUGUGGUUCCAGAACCGGCGAGCCAAGUACCGGAAACAGGAGAAACAGUUGGCCAAGUCGCUGUCGCCGGUCAUCCCGACAUGUAACGGCAUGAUGAGGAACAUCUACCCGACCAACACCCGGGGCUACCCCUACCCGACUUCUGCCAACAUGAACACCUUAUCCAGGUACCCUCAGAUGAACUCCACCUACCCGCCCUCUAUGGGCGGCAUGCACCAGUUCUCCCACAUGGGAGGGAUGGCCGGGUCCAACAUGGCCACCAUGAGCAUGCCAAGACAAGUACAGCAGUUUCCCAUGGCAACCGACUACGGUCUGGAGUCGGCAGAGGAUGACUGGUACAACAAAAGCCUCACCGCACUGCGCAUGAACAAUUCCCACCCGGGCCCGUUGUCCAAUCAGAUUCUGCCCUACCAAACGCAAGUGUGAUUCCGCUCGACAAAACCAGCUGACGAUCUGCCCGAGCUUACGUCAACAGUGUGGAGAGAGUUCAUCAACCUAUUAAUAAACUAAAUGGUUUUAGCGCAAAAACAGAGCUUCCCUCGUCUUCAAGUAUUCGCAGUGCCAGCCUACGUGGACAGGGGUUUGUUCGUUCGACCCUGUGUGACGCUUCUCAACCGUUUUAUAUUAUUUCUCUCCUUGGCUGGUCAGUUUUUUUCCUUCUGGACAGAGAAGAAUGUACCCGGUGGGGCUCAGUUCGACUUGCUCCACGUACACAAGGGAAACGUGCAAUAGAUGCCACGCUUGUUUGUACGACUUUGUGAAGAAAAAUUCAAGCUGCAAAAGAGAUUUU